Molecule: messenger RNA, 1566 nt
Organism: Eimeria tenella
Lineage: Eukaryota; Apicomplexa; Conoidasida; Eucoccidiorida; Eimeriidae
Exons: 2
Coding region: 1-1566 (521 amino acids)
Source: RefSeq, a predicted model, not a curated record
AUGCAGCAACUGCCGCUGCAGCGGCAUGACCGCAGGGGUGACUGUGCCACUCUGGGUCUUGCAGCAGCAGCAGCGGCAGCAGAAGCAGCAGCACUAACAGAAGCAGCAGCAGCAGUACCAGCAGCAGCAGCAGUAGCAGCAGCAGCACUGCCACCAGCUGUAGCAGCAGCCGCAGCAAGCGGCGCUGCUGCAGCACGAACCUCUCGACCUCCGCGCAGCAGCUUCACCAAGCAGCUAGCAGCAGCAGCAAAAGAUGCGGAACAGCUCCUCGCUGCUGCUGCAGCAAGAAGGGCGGCAGCAGAAAAGCUGCUGCCAUGCCCUUCCGAGCAGCAGCAGCAGCAGCAGCGUCGAACGCGCCACUCUUGCAGCCCUGUGACGGUAGGGGCAGCAGCAGCAGCAGCAGCGCGUGCUGCAGCAGCAGAUGACUACGCAGCAGCUGACAGCCGGAGGAGGAGGAGUGCAGGGAUGGCUGCAGCAGCAGCAACAGCAGCAGAAGCAGCAGCAGCAGCAGCGGCAGCAGCACGGUCAGAUUCCAUCUUGCUGGAGCAGCUCGCAGAGCGUCAGCAAAAGCUGCUGGAAAGGCAGCAGCUGCUGCUGCAGCGGCAGCAGCAGCAGCAGCACCGCAUGCUUCUGCGUAAGAGGGACGCCUUCAAUGAGCAGCAGCAGCAGCAACACCAGCAGCAGCAACAGCGGGAGCAGCAGCAGCAGCUAGGCUGGGCAUGGCACCAGCACCCCGGCACCGCCUCAUACCUACAGCAGCAGCAGCAGCAGCAGCAGCAGCAGAGUCCUGGAGUGUACUGCUACGAAGAGUCGCACGCACUGGGAGUUAAGCAGCAUAUGCUGCAGCAGCAGCAGCAGCAGCUUCACGGGUGGGCCCCCAGCAGCAGCAGUAGCCGCAGCACCAACAGCAACAGCAGCAGCAGCAGCAACAGCAGCAGCAGCAGACCCUGGGACUCCAGCUGCUGGCGCAUGCACGGCAGCAGCAGCAGCAAACGCUGCAGCAGCAGCAACAGCGUGGUGCUGCUCACAGAGCCUUCUACCAGGGCAGACUCAAGUCCAGCAGCAGCAGCAGCAACAGCAGCAAGUAGUGCUGCUGCAGCUUUCUGCGGCCAUAGUGUGGCCUGCAGUCCUGGAGAGACACCAGCAGGAGCAGCAGCAGCAUCAGCAGCAGACAGGACGCCUGGAGGCCGCCACCACCGCAGCAGCAGCAGCAGCAGCAGAAACGGGAGAGAUAGCAGCAGCCCGCUUAGUGCCGCUGCUGCUGCAUACUUUGCUGCAGCUGCAGCAGAUGACGCAGCAGCAGCAGCAGCAGCAGCUUCAACUCCACGGACGGAUUCACCAGCAGCAGCAUUAGCAGCAGCAGCAGCAGCAACAGGGACGGCACCCACUAGCAGCAGCAGAACGCGACUGAUAAUCAAGCGCAGUCACUUUCCUGCUGCUGCUUCUGCUGCUGCUGGUGCCCCCUGCAGAAGGGAGAGUGAAGAGAGCAGCAGCAGCAGCUGCUGCUGCUGCAACACAGACAGCAGCAGCAGCCCUUCGGCUGCUGCCGUUCUUGAUGCCUUUUAA